GUUUAUUUAGCUAAUAUAAUAAUUGUAAAAAAAAAAUUGGUGAAUGAAAAAAUAUUAAUGCUUUUGUGUGACAGGUUCGAUGAGGUCUAUUUUGGGCAGUUUCUAUCUCUAUACGUGAAACAAGUGUUUUUCAUUGAUGAGAGCGGUCCACCUUUUGGCCACAUGAUUCUAGCUUUAGGAGCCUAUUUAGGAGGAUUCAGUGGCAACUUUGUUUGGAAUAGAAUUGGAGCAGAAUACACCAGUAAUGUUCCUGUUUGGAGCCUUCGGGCAAUACCGGCCAUUGCUGGCUCAUUUUGUUUGCCACUUUGUUAUCUUCUGGUGGUAGAACUCGGAUAUUCACACUUCACAGCGUUAGGGGCAUCCGUGCUCCUCCUCAUGGAAAAUUCCUUGAUUGUGCAAUCACGCUUCAUGCUGCUGGAGUCUUUAUUAAUCUUUUUCUUGCUGCUAGCUGUACUUUCCUACCUGCACUUUCACAAAACACGCAAUUCAUCAUUUAGAUGGUUUUGGCUCGUGAUCUCUGGGGUCAGUUGUGCAUUUGGGAUUGGCAUAAAAUACAUGGGUAAGUUUACAUACUGUUUACCGCUGGGCGUGGCAGCUGUACACACCUGGCAACUUAUUGGAGAUCGAACAGUAAGCAAUGGCAAAGUAGCGGUUCAAGUUUUGGUUCGCUUCCUGGCGCUUGUGGUGAUACCUGUCAUUCUGUACCUUGGAUUUUUCUACGUCCAUCUUACCCUGCUGUACUGCAGCGGACCACAUGACCAAAUGAUGAGCAGUGCUUUUCAAGCAAGCCUAGAGGGUGGUCUUGCCAGUGUCACACAGGGACAGCCUUUGGAGGUUGCAUUUGGCUCCCAGGUUACUCUACGCACUGUGUCCAGCAAACCUGUUCCAUGUUGGCUCCACUCCCUCAAGGUUAACUAUCCAAUUAGGUACGAAAAUGGGUGCAGUAGCUCCCAUCAGCAGCAGGUGACUUGCUAUCCUUUCAAAGACAUCAACAACUGGUGGAUUAUUAAACAUCCUGGGAGGCACAGUCUAGUGGUGAACAGCCCUCCCAAACCUGUCAGACAUGGAGAUAUUAUUCAUCUGCUACAUGGAAUGACAUCACGCUACCUAAACACGCAUGAUGUUGCAGCCCCAAUGAGACCUCACUCGCAGGAAGUGUCUGGUUACAUUGACUUUAACGUGUCUAUGCCAGCACAGAAACUUUGGAGAGACGUAGUGAACAGGGAGUCUGAUAGAGAAAUCUGGAAGACAAUUUUAUCAGAAGUGCGACUAGUCCAUGUAAACACAUCAGCUGUUCUCAAGCUCAGUGGAGCUUCUCUGCCAGAGUGGGGUUUCAGACAGAUGGAGGUGGUUGGAGAUAAGAUGUAUGAAGGCUACCAGCAGAGUGGCAUAUGGAAUGUGGAGGAGCACCGCUAUGGCAGAAGUCAGGAACAGAGAGAAAGGGAGUUGGAGCUGAAGUCACCUACUCAUAGUGACAUCACCAGAAAUCUCACUUUCAUGGCCAAAUUUCUCGAGCUGCAGUGGAAGAUGCUGACAGUAAAGAACGAGGAGUCUGAGCACAAAUAUAGUUCAUCACCUCUUGAAUGGUUCACCAUGGACACCAACAAUGCAUACUGGCUUCAUCCUUCAAACUCUUGGGAAAAGCUGAUUUGGGCUCGCGUAGUUUGCUUUGGAGGCUGGACAUUUAAUUACCUGCCAUUCAUCUUAAUGGAGAAGACUCUGUUUCUGUACCACUAUCUUACAGCACUCACCUUCAAGAUCUUGCAGAUACCUGUAGUUGUAGAGCACCUGUACACCCAUGUAUUAAGGAAAGAGAAACAUGAUAUAUUCUGUCCAUCAGUUUGUAACUAUGUCAGUGAAGUAAUUGAAUAAAAUCCCAUAUCUUAAAUAAUCUAAAUGUAUCUUUUGAAAUAUCUUCCACUUCAUCAUAAAAUAUACUAUAUGGCCAAAUGUUUGUGGACACCCCCUUCUAAUUAAUGAAUUUGGUUACUCCAUUAAAUCCAGUAAAGAAAAAUCUUAAUGUUUCUUUAUGUAAUGGCUUGGGCUUUGUGUGCUUCCAAAUUUGUGGCAACUGUUUGGGGAUAGCCCUUUUCUGUUCCAGCAUGACAAUGUCCCUGUGAACAAAUGUCCAUAAAGAAAUGGUUUACUGUGUCUGGCGUGGAAGAAAUUGACUGGCCUGCACAAAGCCCAGACCUGAACCCCACUUAUCACUUUUGGGGUGAACUGGAACAGCAACUGUAAGUCAGGCCCCAUUGACCAACAUCAGUUCCUGUCCUCACUGAUAGCCUUGUGUCUGAAUGAGAGCAAAUCCCUGCAGCCAUGUUACUACAUACAGUAUAGUGGAAAGCCUUCCCAAAAGAAUGGAAGCUGUUAUUACAGUAAAGGGGGAAAUUGAUGCCUAAG
Messenger RNA from Myxocyprinus asiaticus (Chinese sucker), 2403 nucleotides. RefSeq names its product protein O-mannosyl-transferase 1-like. Gene Ontology annotation, biological process: protein O-linked glycosylation via mannose. Lineage: Eukaryota; Metazoa; Chordata; Actinopteri; Cypriniformes; Catostomidae. The transcript has 17 exons. Gene Ontology annotation, cellular component: endoplasmic reticulum; membrane. The record is from RefSeq and is a predicted model, not a curated record. Bases 58 to 1872 code for a protein of 604 amino acids. Gene Ontology annotation, molecular function: dolichyl-phosphate-mannose-protein mannosyltransferase activity.